AUGAUCUACUCUCCUUCCUCUACAUCUGCUGCACGGCAGUAUUCACCCAAGCAAUUCCGCUUCGUCAACGGUGCCACCAGACCGAGGAAGCGUCGAAAGGAACACGGCGGCCAAUCGACAGAACCAGAAGAAUUGUCAGCGGCCACGACAGAACCUCUGCUGAGGGUAACGGGUCAAGAAUUGGAGAUAUCCGAUGAAUAUCAAUGGAGCAAUAGCUUUGCCGACCUAGGGGAACGGCAAGAGGAAUUCUCGUCUGAUGAUUUUGCUUUAUUCGACUCGCUACUUCCCAAUAUAUUUGCCACGCCUUCACUUGAUACUGAGCUCCAAGAUACAUCGGCGGCAGGCUUGAUGGACAUGACUAGGAUGGUUCCGACCGCUACAGGAGAUAGAGGAAAGGAGCUUCAAAACAAGGCGCUCCUGGCAACCCCAAGUGACUCGGGCCCCCAACACAUUCAAGGAUUCGCAUUUCCUUUUCCAUCGUUACGUCUUGGCCCAGAUUCUACAAUUUUCGAAGUCGCCUCCCUCGACUACGAGGAGCAUCUUGACCUGUAUGACUCAGAGUACUGUGUACUUCCGCUCACAGGCGAUAUCCCAGGGGCUGUUAAUCCAUUUCGUUGCGAGCGUCAGACAUCUAAACUCUCCGGCCUUUAUGCCCAUGCCAUCCUAGCGCUCUGCUGCCACCAUCGCGCGCGUUUAGCGGGCAGCCGGUCAAUUGAAGCAGCUGAACACCGCAGGAAAGCGGUACAAUUACUCGAAUCUGCAUUCCACGCUAAUGCGUGCAUAUUCAAUGAUCCAAAGUCUUGGCGGUUGCGAAGUGUUGACAACGCCGCGAAUGCGGGCACAAGUCGGUGGGAUGCCACACUCGCCUUGAUCUCACGACAGAGCCCCCUCAUUGACCGAGCCUAUCUGGAUUUUUUGAUUGGAUGGGAGAAACAGGACGACUGGUCCUUCUUUGAUCUGACUGGGUGUCCGCAAGACACGCUGGUUUACCUGGUGCAACUCGCCGACCUCGCCAAGCAGAGAGAGAUUGCAGCUACUAUGCAAUGGCUGACUUUCGACACGGCGCCUGUCAAUCAAAUACAGCGUGAACUGAUCCAGUGGCAUAAUGACGCCGGAGCUCCACUAGGCAGCAGGGAGUCCUAUUCGACGGAAGAAGAGGCCGUGAAGCAAGUCCAUGAGCAGCAAGAUCGAUACCACUGUGCUGAGGCAUGGAGACAGGCAUUGCUUCUCUAUAUUGAAGUUGUUUUUAAAAGCGAUCAUAAAAAACGCUCUAUAAACGUUCAUCGAUUAGUGCGCAAGACAAUUGACAGCAUUCGGUGCUGCCGCCGAACGUCCCUGGCACAGAAACAACUGCUGAUUCCAGUCUUCCUAGCUGGAAGUGAGACAUCGGACGAGGAGCUGCGUGAUUUUGCGAAAGAAUAUUGUGCGUACUGGGGGAAGAAAAGUCGCUACAACAUGUUCAAUUCUGUUCCUAUGAUUUUUGAAGAAAUAUGGGCAACAGGAAAAUGGUGGGGACAUGUGAUUGAUAGCAAGACCAGACCUAGCUCUGACCAUGAACACGGAACUACACAAUUCUUAUUUGGAUAG
Messenger RNA from Talaromyces rugulosus, 1587 nucleotides. RefSeq lists its product as uncharacterized. Bases 1 to 1587 code for a protein of 528 amino acids. The transcript has 5 exons. Lineage: Eukaryota; Fungi; Ascomycota; Eurotiomycetes; Eurotiales; Trichocomaceae. The record is from RefSeq and is a predicted model, not a curated record.